Molecule: messenger RNA, 2950 nt
Organism: Epinephelus fuscoguttatus (brown-marbled grouper)
Lineage: Eukaryota; Metazoa; Chordata; Actinopteri; Perciformes; Serranidae
Product: zinc-binding protein A33
Exons: 7
Coding region: 61-1149 (362 amino acids)
Molecular function (GO): protein binding
Source: RefSeq, a predicted model, not a curated record
CACUGAUCUGUGCUCGUCAAUAAGAUUUCUCCUUAAUUUUUUCCGCUUGGAUAAACUGGAAUGUACCGAAAUCACACUAAAGACACCAACAACAACUGCAACAAAAACCUCCUGAAUGAUCACAAGGAAAAGCUUAUCCAGGCUAUUAAAAGAAUCAAGCACGAGGUAGAUGUGUGCAGAGAAGCAGAAAGAGAGACGUUCAUAGAGUCAUUGGAUGUAGAGAACAGUUUUGAUGCCCUGGAACGAGAAAUCAGAGCUGAGUUUCAGAACCUGCAUCGUUUCCUGGAUGAGGAGGAGUAUAAUGACCUGGAACGAAUGAGGAGGGAGAGACAGAAACAAGUGAAGCAGCUGAAGGAGAGAGAGAAGAAGAUAGCAGCGCAAGGGAGAGACCUGGAGAGAGCAAUCGCGGUGCUCAACAGCAAACUGACCGAGGACGACAGCCCGAAACUGCUCAGAGAAAUUCAAGAUCUCACUAAAAGGUCUCAGGUCCGCUUUGUUCCUCCAGCGGAGGUGGACACUGAGGUGCGCUCUGGCCAGUUUGUAGGGCCCAUACAGUACAGGAUAUGGAAGCACAUGAAAAGCUGCCUUUACCCAAAUAUUACAUCAAUGACCUUUGACCCUGAGACAGCCCACCCUAAUCUGUCCAUGUCCCAGUCUUGCACCUCAGUAUGGUUUGAUGAGGAUAAAGACACCAGUGAUUGCCAACCAAAUCCACAGCGGUUCCAUUAUUAUUACUGUGUGCUCGGCCAUCAGAGCUUCACCACAGGCCGACACUACUGGGAGGUGGAGGUGGGACAUAAGACAGCAUGGAGGUUGGGUGUGGCACGAGCAGAUGUCCAAAGAGGGGAGAUGGAUGCUACUGGCACUUCCAGUGGCCUCUGGACGCUGGCCCUGAAGGGUGGAUCUGUCUUCGCCUGCACCGACCCGAAGCCCACCAAGGUCACCGUAUCUGUACAUCUUGUCCGAAUCGGUGUGUUUUUAGACUGCGAAAAGGAGGAGGUAUCUUUCUACAAUGCUGUUACCAUGGCACCACUCUACACCUUCACUAUGGAAACGGUUGAGGUUCCUCUGUUCCCCUUCUAUAAUCCGUGUGACACAGAUGAGGGGAGGAACACAGCAGCACUAAAGAUCUUUAAACCUUCACUAUGAUUAGAUGCCACAGUCCAAUUGUAUGUACUAUUAGUUGAGUUAUUCUUACAUUUAGAGCUGACACUCUUAGAAAUAAAGGUACUAACUAGAACUCUAUGUAGUUCUUUGGUUUGUCCCUAUAGGAGAACCCUUUUUGGCUCCUGUUAAAACCUUAUAUAAAGGUUCCAUCUGGAACCCCUUAAAAAGGUUUUACCUGAAACCCAACAUAAGGGGUUAUUAUAGACUGUAUAGGGAGAUGGACAACAUGUCUCCAUUUACUCCCACUGUACAAAAAUGAAGCCAAAAUAUCCCGGAUAUGUCCACUGCCAUCACUGGUUACAUCAUUUGGAGCCAGAGUCUGUGCUGUUGCAAUCUCCUAUCGAGUUCCUGCCCAUACACCCGUCCAACCAGUCAAAAGCGGCUCCACUGAUCUCGAGCACACCGACUGGCACACAUAGCUGUCAUUCAUAACGUCCAUCCCCCUUUUUUUAUAACAUCAAAUAGUUAAUUAAAACCAAACUGAUCAGAAGAACAAACACUUGAGCAUACAUAAGUGUGAUAAGAGCUACCUAAAAUGACAGACACCAUCUUUGGGAAAAAUUCAUUUGACAUGUACUUGACAUGGGGUGGGGUUUAUGGCCUAUGCUGCAGCCAGCCACCAGGGGGCAAACAAGACGUUUUGGCUUCACUUUUGGGAAGAUGUCAUGUCGUCCAUUUUUAUAUAUGCUCUAUAGGUUAUAAGACCAUCCAGCUCCCUAUGAGAGGUUCUACUGAGAAGCCUUCUACUGCAUAAUGUUCCACCAAAAACCCUCUCUUGGGGUUUAUACAGGACCUUUCCAUUUCCCAACACUAUUAGCAAAAACACUAUUCUAGUCCAAGGGUUUCAUCUAGAUCCCACCCAGUGAGGCUCUAAAAACAAUUAACUAGAUCACCCAUAGAUCUUUAUCCCAUUAAACAUAGUUUUAGUUUAACAAAUGAGACCAAGGGAAACAACUUGUACAAUCCACAACAAUCAUGGUUCACAAUCAUGUUUUAGGGGGUGGAGAUGCCUUAAAAUCACUACUGCUACAGCCUUUGCUAUUUCAAAUGGUAUGGUAGGGUUGGAAACCCAAACUCAGUUCAAAGUUAGAACCAAAUCCAAAAUGCCAGGUAUCAAGUACCUGUAAAAAUAAAUAAAUAAAUAAAUGCUAAAAAAAUUUUUUAGCAGACCAUGUGGUAUUGCAUGACAUGAACUGAUGGUGAAUAUAUCAACUAUGGCAGAACACAGUAAAAUAAAUCGAUUAAGAGGGACUCCAAAUAUGUCUAUAUCUAAAAAUGAAAUUUGAAUAAUGAGUAAAUAUUUAAUUUUCAUUGUACGUUUUAACACUGUCGUGGACCAAGCAGUCAAAGCACAAAAAACACAGGUUUAAAGUUAAAAAAGGUGGAUUUAUUUCCCCCCCAAAAAAUAAAUGUUGCAAAGGAAAUGACCAAAGAUAACAGAAUUUGAGUUAUAGGGCCUUUAAAAGAGGUCAACAAAACAUAACUCUACUGAAAAUAAGGCUCACAUAACUAGACAUUAACUUAACGAACAGAGCUCACCGAAUGAAACAAUGGGGCAACAUAUACACUGGCUGAUCAGACCAAAUUAAACACAAAGGGGAGAACUUACAUACACAACAACUAAGACUAACAUAAAGAAACCCCUAACCCCCCCCAUGAUGUCACAGCCCUAUUUUUGCCCAACUCCAACCAUGAAGUGACCUCAGGUAACUCAAAAACAAAGGGAAAUGAAUUAAUAACUAACAAAAUCAAAUAGCAAAAUGGCAAAACAAUGUAAACUAAA